AUGGAUUCUACUCUGAGGAACCUGGAUCUUCCCACAAUAAGAUUCAGGUGUCUAACUGGAAGCACAAAAGUUCACAUCCUCUCCAAAAUGUGGUCACUGCUCUUGAUUCAGGAAUUCAAACAAUCAAAGUCAAGAAACGCGUUUGCUUUCUCAGCUUCCCUUUCUCAAAUUGAGCCUAAAAAUAUCAAUGAAGCAUUGAAAGAUGCUGACUGGAUUACUGUUAUACAAGAUGAACUUCAUCAACUUGAGAGGAACCAUCUUUACAAGAGGAAGAAUUUACAAAAUCCUAUUUCUGAAAAAACAGGGAAGGAACCUGCUCAUUGUGCAAGUUUAUUUGACGAUAUCAUUUUUGGUGCAACAAACGACUCCUUGUGUGAGGAGUUUGCAAAGCUUAUGGGAAGCGAGUUUGAAAUGAGCGUGAUGGGGGAAUUGAAUUUUUUCUUAGGGUUGCAAGUUAAGCAAGCCCCUAAGGGAAUGAUGAUAAGCCAGCAGAAGUACAUUAAGGAGCUCCUGAAGAGAUUUGAUAUGGAAAGUUCAAAAACUAUUGAUACUCCUAUUUCCACUGCCACCCGUUUGGACUUGGAUGAACCUGGUUCUCCUGUGAACGAAACCAUGUACAGAGGCAUGAUUGGUUCACUCUUGUAUCUCACAACUAGUAGGCCUGAUAUUGUAUUCAGUGUGGGAUUAUGUGCUAGAUUUCAAUUCAGUCCAAAGGAAUCUCAUCUCAAAGUUAUAAAGAGGAUUCUAAGGUAUCUUAUAGGAACACAUGACCUGGUUCUCUACUAUCCUUCAGGGGAUAAUUUUGACUUAAUUGGGAAUGCUUAUGCUGAUUAUACUGGUUAUCUGGUGGAUAGAAAAAGUACAUCUGGAAUGGCACAUUUUCUGGUAUCAUGUUUGAUUUCAUGGGGUACAAAGAAACAAAACUUUGUAGCUCUUUCAACUGCAGAAGCUUAUGCUCUCAAUAUGGCAAAGAACCCGGUUCAGCAUAAGAGAACAAAGCACAUUGAUGUACGACAUCCUUUUCUCAGAGACAAUGUUGAAAAGGGUCUUAUCUGCAUAAAGUUAUGCAAAACAGAAGACCAAGUAGCAGAUAUCUUCACCAAAGCACUGAGCAGAGAGCACUUUGAAAAUAAUCGAUUGGCAUUGAGGUUGAUAAAAUUGAACUGA
Molecule: messenger RNA, 1167 nt
Organism: Nicotiana tabacum (common tobacco)
Lineage: Eukaryota; Viridiplantae; Streptophyta; Magnoliopsida; Solanales; Solanaceae
Source: RefSeq, a predicted model, not a curated record